Molecule: messenger RNA, 568 nt
Organism: Trichobilharzia szidati
Lineage: Eukaryota; Metazoa; Platyhelminthes; Trematoda; Strigeidida; Schistosomatidae
Source: the annotation of a GenBank genome assembly
GUAUACCCUGUGAAUUCCAUAUAUAAACAGUGAAUUCAUUCCAUCUACACUCAUUACCAAAAUAAAAUUCUGAAUCAUUCAGUCAUGUUUAACAACUCACACAACGGGGAGAAUAAUUACAAUUACUCGGGUAACAAUCUACUUAAUACAUAUUUUCACAACACACAACACUCAACUGACGAUGAUUAUUAUGACAAUCAUAGAAAUAUAUUCAAGUAUUCAUAUCAGAAUGCAAGACACCAACUACCAACCACUUCAACUGAAUUGUCAUCAUCAGCAUCCCUAUCGUCAUCACCAUCGCUAUCACCACCAACAGCAGUAUUGUCAUUACAUCCUGUAAAUUUACCUCAAAAACGUGUGGUUGCCAAUCUGAGGGAACGCAAACGAAUGCGCUUAAUCAAUCGGGCUUUCAAUGGGCUACGUUCUCGCUUACCUGAGGAGUUAUUCUACUCAACUGCCUUAUCCAACCCUACAUGGGAUUCUGUCGUAUACAACAACCAGAAUCCUAUAGUCAUACGGAACGAGAACGAAGUGACUAAUGCAUGGUCACAGAGAAAUAAUAACCCAG